This is a messenger RNA of Struthio camelus australis, 1021 nucleotides long. The record is from RefSeq and is a predicted model, not a curated record. NCBI's taxonomy places the organism in Eukaryota, Metazoa, Chordata, Aves, Struthioniformes, Struthionidae.
GCAAGGCGGCGCUGGACGGGCAGUUCGAAGCGCAGCGGACCGUCUUCAUCCAGUGCGACGUUACGGACCAGGAGCAGCUGAAAGUCAGGAGGCGAUGGAUUGUACAGAUUGAGCAUAUGACAGAACAUUAAUUGUUAAAUUGACAUCUGUGAUUAGAGGAACCUACCUUGGCCUAGAAUAUAUGAGAAAAGGAAAUGGAGGUGAUGGAGGAGUAAUCAUUAAUAUCUCAUCCUUGGCAGGACUCAUGCCUGCUGCAUUCCAACCAGUGUACUGUGCUACAAAGCAUGGUGUAAUUGGAUUCACACGAUCAAUAGCAUUAGCUGCUAGUAUGGAAAACUAUGGCGUGAGACUCAACACUAUUUGUCCAGGAUUUGUCAACACGCCAAUUCUUCAGUCAAUAGAUAAAGAGGAGAAUAUGGGACAAUAUUAUUCAUACAAGGAUGAGAUCAAAAAUAUGAUGCAGUUCUAUGGUGUGAUGGACCCAUCAUUAAUUGCCGAGGGACUGAUAACAAUAAUUGAAGAUGAUACUCUAAAUGGAGAAGUGAUGAAGAUUACAGCAUCACAAGGGAUUCAUUUUCAACAAUACAACCAAUUGCCUCUUUCACCAUCAAAGAGAUGAAUCUAAUUGUUUUAUGCUAAUUUUUUUUUGCUUUUAAUAAAUAUAAUUUUUUUGAAAAAGGUAAAUUUUGGAAAAAAGUUAAUAUAGAGCAGUCAUAGCAUUCAAAUAGUUGCACCCAAUAACAAAGAUGGAAGAGAAAAUGUGAUGUGGGAAGUUGUUAUUGUCUUAUUUUGAUUCUAGAAGCACUAAUAAUUGUUUGGUUUUUUGUCGGUAGAAUAAGCACACUGCUCUUCAAAUUUUUGAUUACGCAUAAAUAGGGGUCAGAUGUUUCCUUCUGGUAGUUCUGUGCAAUUAUCUGAUCUGCAUACCCCAAGCAUAUUUUGGUGGACCUAUGUUACAUAAGUAUAAUUGCUCUUACUGUAAUAAAGGUGUACUUACUUACAUUCUGAAUUCUUAAUGCCA